ACAACACCAAAACUGGAUUUUAUCAUUUUCUUAAAUCUGUUCAUCCUUUUGACUUCCGAUGAUUACCGUAUUUGUAUUGUAUAAGCUCAUAGUUUAUAUUUUUUUUGUAAGAAUCCACGACGCUCUCGCGGAUCUGCAUGGGUAUGCAAGUGCUCGAGUGCCCGAUAUGCAACCAUGAGCAACGUGAACGAGCCAGCAGCUGCCUCGAGCAGCGAGUGCAGCGACCCUCCAAUCUUCCCACAACAACGUCGUCCUGUCAUUCGCUGUCAUCCCGUCCGAGCCGUCAAGUAUGAAUGUCGUCAGCGCGACGAGAAACUCCUUCAAGAACUGACGAGCCAACUGGAUGCUGGGCUGCUCUACCUGGAUCCUUACUUGAAAUUACGUCUGGGAUCGCAUAAUUCAUAUGUGGAUGCUGUGCUGCGAACCAUUUUGUGCUCGAUUCCGUUGGUGCAGUCCGAUACGACCGUUGCACUGCAGCAACAGCGCUUGUAUUUACUGGAUAAAAAUGGGAAACGAUUAUCAAUGCUCCGGAAAGUCCUUUAUUUGAUUUUGGCCGUUUACCUGCCCGCCCUCCGCGGCUGGAUACGGAGAUUCUGGCCCACCGUGUGGCAGCUGUGCUGUACUCCACUAGUGCAGACCUUGGUUUCCGGUGCCAGUUUGCUGAAUUUCCUGGGUUUUAUGGCUACCGGUGCGUAUCCGACAUUGGCUGAUCGCAUUGCCGGUGUUAGCAUUCUCCAGCCUGUUUCGAAACAUAGUUCCUGUCUGCCAACUCCGCGGCACAUUCGAUGGGAACUUUACGGGGUCGCCUUCAUUUCCGCUUUACGUGUCCUGCGCUGGCGUCAAUUAUUGCUCAUCCUGCGCUGCGUACUGCGCUCCUGUCUGCCGCCGACCUGGGCCCGGCGGAUGGGGCCGGAAGUCCCCGCCGGAAACUGCCCGGUGUGCCGAUUGUCCGUGAAUUAUCCCUGUCGGAUGCAGUGCGGCCAUUCCGUCUGCUAUUACUGCAUGGAGGUCAGUUGCCCACAGCAGAUUUAUGACCUCCUGCCGUUUACCGAAGAUGUUCUGGUCUUUUUGCCCGUGUUGUGUCAAGUUUACACGUUUUAAAUCCGAACACCACGAUGGAGCGUCCAAGGAUCUGAUGACGGGCUAAAAUAACUGUUACCGGUUUUUGCCGGUUAAUUAUCAAUGCAUUACCGCUUUACUGUAUUUCCUAAAGCUUCAUGCUGUGAAUUCUGUGAUAGCGUGACUCCAAAGAUUGGGUCGGGUGUUGACUGUUGUUUGUUAUAUUCCACGGAUAUUCAUUUUGCUUUGUCAUUUCGGUAAUUGUCGAGACGUGAGACACAGACUUUGGUAAAAAUUGUGAAAAUUGACAUUUUGCUGUAUCAGUUGAGUGAAGUGACGCACCUCACAAAUUUGUUGUUUGCUUUGAGUUGUCAGAUACCUACCGGCUACCGUUACAGUCUAAAAAACUACAACUAUCGUAGAUUAGUGGUUGGGUAAAGAGAACGAGGAAU
Molecule: messenger RNA, 1511 nt
Organism: Paramacrobiotus metropolitanus
Lineage: Eukaryota; Metazoa; Tardigrada; Eutardigrada; Parachela; Macrobiotidae
Exons: 8
Coding region: 175-1101 (308 amino acids)
Source: RefSeq, a predicted model, not a curated record